This is a messenger RNA of Esox lucius (northern pike), 2246 nucleotides long. RefSeq names its product G protein-coupled receptor 63 (gene gpr63). Lineage: Eukaryota; Metazoa; Chordata; Actinopteri; Esociformes; Esocidae. Gene Ontology annotation, biological process: G protein-coupled receptor signaling pathway. The transcript has 2 exons. Gene Ontology annotation, cellular component: membrane. The record is from RefSeq and is a predicted model, not a curated record. Bases 634 to 1893 code for a protein of 419 amino acids. Gene Ontology annotation, molecular function: G protein-coupled receptor activity.
GAUCCGGACAGUGAUUGUAGUUUGUAACAGUGAUGCAACACUAUAGUUUCGACCCCCGGAAUAGUGUAAGGUAAAAUUGUCGUUCUCAGGGAAACAGAAGAAUGAGGGUAUGAAAUACAAUUAUUUGACUUAGAAACAAAUGAUUUAAUGCUCACUGAGUCAUGAUUUUGUUUGGUAGCAAUCCAGCCAUCGGGGAACAUAUUUCGUGCGAAACAAAGCAAUAAGUAUAUUGGGAUCACCGAUUGUUUUAUCGUGUAGGUGGCAUUCGCUCUUCUACUAGCCCUGCGAAUUAUGUUAUUUCAUUUGAAGUAUUAAUCAGCGUACAACGAGAGAUAUCUAGUUGUAACUUAUGAUAUCGAGGAAUUACAAACAGCAUCCGAACACCUUCAUGGAUCAACCCAAAGACUGAAGUGAGGAACGUGAAAUGGUCAUUGCUGAAUUAUUUCUGUCCAGACCUGACCAGUCAACCUGAGAUUUUGGAAGGAAAAAGUCUGACCUCCACAGCAUCUCUCCUCCAUGGUAAGAUGCUGGCUUCUUCAGUUGGACUAAAAACUGCAUUUGAGGCCUCAUGUUUGGUAAAAGAAGAGCUCCAGUAACAAUGCCUAAAGCCAAGCCUGCACCCCCUGGUGAAGAAUGGUUUACUCCACUGUCAUUCCCCCUGUGGAGACAAGGGAGACCAGUAACGCCUGCCUUUACUGUCCUGUCAUGGCGGGGAUGUUGAACCACUCCGAUCACCUCCAGGACCAGCGUGGCAUGCAAGGCAUGUCCACGGAAAACAGCUCUUACGGCUUCUCCUGGUCACCUCCAGACCUGUAUCCAGUCACGCCAACAGCCAAGGCCCAGGAGAGCGUUCUGGGUGUCAACCUGCCCCUUCAGGUGUUCUUCUGCACGGCCAUGGUCUCCAUCCUGCUGGUGUCCUUCCUGGGAAAUGUGGUGGUGGUUCUCAUGGUCUACCAGCGUGCUGCCAUGCGAUCCGCCAUCAACAUCCUGCUGGCCAGUCUUGCCUUCGCAGACAUGAUGCUAGCCGUCCUGAACAUGCCCUACUCCCUGGUUACCGUGGUGACCACGCGCUGGAUCUUCGGGGAUGUCUUCUGUCGGGUUUCGGCCAUGUUCUUCUGGCUUUUUGUCAUGGAGGGCAUGGCUAUCCUAUUGAUAAUAAGCAUAGAUCGCUUCCUGAUCAUAGUCCAGAAACAGGACAGGUUGAGUCCACACCGAGCCAAAGUGCUCAUAGUUGUAACCUGGACGUUCUCUUUCUGUUUCUCUUUUCCACUAGCUGUGGGUUACCCGUCCCUUCACAUUCCCUCCAGAGCUCCACAGUGUGUGUUUGGUCACACCAGCGAGCCGGGUUACCAGGCGUACGUGUUGCUUCUCAUGCUAGUCUUUUUCUUCAUCCCCUUCAUGGUGAUGCUCUACACCUUCAUGGGGAUCCUGAACACCAUACGGCACAAUGCCAUGCGCAUCCACAGCCACCCGGACAGCAUCUGCCUGAGUCAGGCCAGCAAGCUGGGCCUCAUGAGCCUUCAGAGACCGUUCCAGAUGAACAUAGACAUGAGCUUUAAGACGCGUGCCUUCACCACCAUCCUCAUCCUGUUUUCUGUGUUCACCGUGUGCUGGGCUCCCUUCACCACCUACAGCCUGGUGUCCACAUUCAGCAGCCACUUUUACCACAAGGCCAACUUCUUUGAAGUCAGCACCUGGCUCCUUUGGCUGUGCUACCUCAAGUCUGCCCUCAACCCCCUUAUCUACUACUGGCGGAUCAAGAAAUUCCGGGACGCCUGCCUUGACCUGAUGCCCAAGUACUUCAAGUUUCUCCCGCAGCUGCCAGGACACACGAAGCGACGUAUCCGACCCAGCGCCGUGUACGUGUGCGGGGAGCACCGCGCCGUGGUCUGACACCGGAGCACAUCGGCACAGACUCCACUGCCAUGUACUGUAGGAUUUGUUUGACCAUUUAUAUGAUUUGCUCCCUUCAGUCCAAGUAUUGGCGAGUUGGUGACGCCCGUUUUCACGAGGAAAGUAGAUUUUAGCUGUAGAAUUUGUUUACAAAGCGUGUACAUUAACUGCUUCUGUGGUUUUGAAUUGUGGUCACAAGGCAUCCAGGAUUUACUUUGUGUCAUUGAUAUUCCUAUUUUGUUCUUUUGUGCCUCCCUAAGCAGUCUAUGCCAGUCAGAAUGCUGCUAUAUCUGGUGAAAAUGUGCAAUUUCAGUGUACUGUACUUGAAUGUAAUAAAACAAUUUGACAUUUGA